AUGCAGCAGGUCAAACCGGAGGACAUUACUUCCAAGGACUAUUACUUCGAUUCCUACGCUCACUUCGGCAUUCAUGAGCAGAUGAUCAAAGAUUCGGUCAGGACUGGGAGCUACCAGGAGGCGAUCGAGAGGAACAGAAAAGUUUUUGAGGGAAAAGUUGUCCUCGACGUGGGUUGUGGAACCGGCAUCUUGAGCAUGUUUGCGGUGCGAGCAGGGGCGAAACACGUGUAUGCGGUGGACUGCUCAUCCAUCUUUUACAUGGCCAAGGAGAUUGUUGAGCUGAACAAGUUUCAAGACAAGAUUACCUUGAUCCACGGGAUGAUCGAGAAGAUCGAAUUGCCAGUCAAGGUGGACAUCAUCAUAUCAGAAUGGAUGGGAUACGCUCUGCUCUACGAGUCCAUGCUGGACUCCGUGUUGUAUGCGCGAGACAAGUGGUUGGCACCCAACGGCCUUAUCCUCCCGGACCGGGCUGUCCUGUGGAUCUGUGGCAUUGAGGACAAGGAGUACAAGAGCCAAAAGAUCAACUUCUGGAAGGAUGUCUACGGCUUCAAUAUGAAGUGUAUCCAGUCGUCGGUGCUGCAAGAGCCGCUUGUCGACGUGGUCAACCCUGACUGCAUCUCAUCCUCGUUGCAGUUGAGAAGUUUUGACCUCUACACUGUCAAGAAGGAGGAUCUCUCCUUUGAGUCACCUUUCCGGUUAAACGUCACCAGGAAUGACUACCUAACGGCGUUUGUGGUCUAUUUCGACAUCGGCUUCACUUCCCUCGACUUCCCGGUCUGGUUCUCAACAUCCCCCCGAGCCGUUUCUACACACUGGCGACAGUCCGUCUUUUACCUCUCCGAGGAGUUGGUGGUAUCUAGAAACGAGACGGUCACAGGCAGUUUGUCUGUGAGGCCCAACGCUCGCAAUCAUAGAGACCUGGACUUUUCCAUCUCAUUCCAGCACAAGGGCAAGAUCAAUGGGUUGGUAUCGGCAGUCGACAGCUAUCGUAUGCGAUAG
Guillardia theta CCMP2712 is the source of this 999-nucleotide messenger RNA. RefSeq lists its product as hypothetical. The transcript is spliced from 17 exons. Gene Ontology annotation, biological process: peptidyl-arginine methylation. Bases 1 to 999 code for a protein of 332 amino acids. Lineage: Eukaryota; Cryptophyceae; Pyrenomonadales; Geminigeraceae. Gene Ontology annotation, cellular component: nucleus. Gene Ontology annotation, molecular function: protein-arginine N-methyltransferase activity. The record is from RefSeq and is a predicted model, not a curated record.